AUGGUCGGCCAUUGCAGAGGUCCAAUAUGGCAAAUCGAUGACUUGAGUCCUUGCUUCCAAGCAGACUAUCUUCUGACAAUAUUCCCAUUGCUCGCAUGUGCAGUUUCUAUUCUCCUUAUUCUUCUCCAUGCCGUUCGCCCAAUAAUCAGACGACACCGUCACCCACCCCAACAAAGCCUCCUGGUGGACACUAGCGAAGAUGAGGACGAGUCUACCGAUGAGGGCGAAGAUGGCCUCGCAAGGCUCACUUUACAAAAAACCUUGAGCCACGGUGAUCAAUCAGUGAAAGAUGUGGAUAAGCCUGCCGGAGAGGUCUUUCUCGUCACCACCGAGUUCCUCCUGGUUCUGGGACAACUGAUUGUCAACAUCGUCUCUGUCUUGAAUAUGCCCGACCAAAAGAGACGAGCAUCAACCAUAGAGACUCUUGUGUGUAUAUACCUUAGCAUCCUUGCCGGGGUGCGUCUUCUUGCUUCAACGACACGAUGGAAGUCCCCCGUCCGAGGGUUAUGGAAUCACAGCGCAAUCCUCUAUAUUAUCCAGUGGCUUCUCCUCGUCUGGGUGUUUCGAUCGGUUCUCAUUCAUCCGGACGACCAGCUUUCCCAGACGCUCAUGAUAGUCUCGUUCGCCAUCACGAGCACCCUCGUCAUGAUCGUACUGGUCUCAAGAAAAGGAAACAAAGGAGUUUUGCUGGAAUAUGAAGGCGAUGUUGAACCGUCUCCGGAGCCAUUGGCGAGCGUCCUUUCCCUGGCUAGCUUCACUUGGGUCGACCCUCUCGUUUGGCGAGGCUUCAAGAAAACACUUGAACUUGCCGAUGUCUGGAACGUCACUUUGGCGGACAAGGCUGAGACGGUGUUGGCUCAGUUCCGUCAAAUACAAAAGACUCACUCGCUCGCCAUCCGCCUUCUGUCACAUUUCAAGGCCGAACUCCUCAUUCAAGGCGCUUGGUGCAUGCUCGCGAGCGUCUUCAUGUUUCUCCCGACGCUACUUCUAAAGGCUAUCCUCGAGUACCUGGAGAACACGGAUACAAUACCUGUGAGCGCCGCGUGGCUAUAUGUCAUCCUUCUUUUGGCCACUGGAGUCGUACAGGCUGUUGGUGACGGUCAGAGUCUGUGGAUCGGCAGGAAGAUCUGCAUUCGACUGCGUGCCAUCAUAGUCGGCGAAAUUUAUUCCAAGACCUUGCGAAGAAAGGCCGCAGCGAGUACCGAUUCCGACGCUUGGAAGGACGUUCUCCCGGAGAAAGUACAUCUCGUGUCAAAAAUCAAAUCGAUCUGGAAGGCUCGAGGCCUGAAACAACAGAGUGAACCGGCGGGCCUCGGCCGUAAGAAGGCUGCUGGUUCUCAGGCCAACAAUGGCACCGUAAUCAAUCUCAUGUCGAUUGAUUCCUUCAAAGUGGCAGAAGUAUCUGCAUAUCUACACUUCCUCUGGGCGGCGGUGCCCGUCCAGCUUGUCAUGGCUGUCGGUUUGUUGUACAAGGUUUUGGGCUUUAGCUCUUUUGCAGGAAUCCUUCUCAUGGUCCUUAUUCUUCCGCUCAAUCUCUACAUCGCCAAGUCUUUCCAGGCCGCGCAAAAAAGGAUCAUGGCCGCGACCGACGCCCGAAUUCAUGUCACCAAUGAAGUCCUUCAGAACAUCCGGAUCAUCAAGUAUUUCGCCUGGGAGCGACGGUUUCAGAACAACGUGAAUGAGAAACGACAAGUCGAGUUGUCUGCCCUUUGGCGCAAAUACGUCCUGUGGUCGUGCGCUGCUACUCUUUGGAGCGGCGUCCCAAUUCUCAUCACGUUCACGUCUUUUCUCAUUUAUACCCAAAUUGAGAAGAAGCCUCUUGUCCCAUCAGUCGCUUUUCCCGCAUUGUCUAUGUUUUCUCUGCUACGGAUCCCUCUGGACCAACUUGCCGAUAUGGUGGCCCAUGUUCAGGAGUCCAAAGUGUCGGUUGACCGAGUGGAACGGUUUCUCGAGGAGGAGGAAACGGAGAAGUAUGUUCAGUUACGCCAAAGCAGGAGAAGAAGUCUUCCGGCCACUCGCAUUGCGCUUGAAAACGCCACUUUGACGUGGGGAACUGCCGAUACUGGCGACGCAGAGGCAUUCCGACUGAUUAACAUGAGUGUCGAUUUCACGAUUGGUGAACUGAACCUCAUUAUUGGCCCCACGGGAUCUGGAAAAACGUCCCUCCUCAUGGCUUUGCUGGGAGAAAUGCAAUUGCUCAGUGGAAAGGUCUAUAUUCCCGGAGGCUCCGUCCGACAAGAUCUGCGACCUGAUCCCGUGACUGGUUUGACCGAGAGUGUUGCGUACUGCGCACAACAGGCAUGGUUGAUCAAUGCAACCAUCAAGGAAAACAUCCUCUUCGCCAGUCCAUAUGAUGAAGAUCGCUAUCAUGAAAUUAUCUCCAUCUGCGCCCUCGAGCGUGACCUGGAAAUCCUUGACGCUGGUGACCAGACGCUGGUGGGGGAGAAAGGCAUCACUCUUUCAGGGGGUCAAAAGCAAAGAAUCUCACUUGCGAGGGCGAUUUACUCAAAUUCUCGACACUUACUUCUCGACGACUGCCUCAGUGCCGUUGAUGCACACACGGCCAAGCACAUUUUUGAGGAAGCCCUAACUGGCGACUUGAUGGCGCACCGCACCUGCAUCCUUGUCUCGCACAACGUGGCCCUGACUGUUCCCCUCGCAAGCCAGGUUAUUGUUUUGGAGAAUGGCAAAAUCUUGUCUCGAGGAACACCACAAGAGAUUGUUGAGAGCGGUGUUCUUGGGGAUGAGCUGUUGAAAUCACGACCGGUCUCGAGAGCGAACUCCCGUCCACCCUCACGAGUAGCGUCGAACUUGGAGGAGGAAACCUCAAAAUUGUGUGGUCCGAAUGGCAAUGGAACCGCCGACCUACGUGUGAAGACUCUCACGAGGGGGAAAACAAAGACCAGCAAACCAGAGAAACCGUUUGUCGACCAUCGACUUGAAGCGAAGGCAACAGGGAGCGUCAAGCUAUCGACGGUCAAGAUGUACCUGCAGGCCAUGGGCCCUUGGUAUUACUGGAUUGUCGCUGCUUGGGGCUUCAUUGCUACCCAGCUAGGCUCUGUGGCCACGAACGUGUGGAUUCGACAAUGGGCCAAUGCCUACCAUCUUCAGGACACAAAUGGGGCGCGCGCAGUUAUACAUGCCCUCCACCCCGGCAAGGCCAUGGCCUCGACCUCAAACUUUGGGAGUGCCUCUGUUCAGAUGCCACAAGCUGCGGCUCAAGGUGGAAUUGCCAAAGUGGUCUAUGACGUGGAUGCCGGUUACUACCUUGGCAUAUACGCUGCCCUUGGUGCCGCGUAUGUGUUGAUUUGCUUCUCGAGGGAAAUCAUACUCUUCUGGGGCUCCCAGCGCGCCUCUUGGUUUCUUCAUGAGAAGCUUUUAUCCAGCAUUCUGCGGGCCAAAUUCCGCUUCUUUGAUUCUACACCACUUGGUCAGUUGACGAAUCGGUUCUCCAAGGACAUUCAAGCUCUGGAUCAGGAAGUCGCCCCUGUAGCGAUAGGGAUGCUUCACAGUGCCGCCGCUGUUGUUACGAUUGUCGUCUUGAUAUCUGCCAUUACUCCGGGCUUCUUGAUUCCCGGAUUCUUCAUCACGAUCAUGUAUGUCCUGACCGGCUUAUUCUAUAUUCGCUCAUCACGGGACUUGAAGCGAAUCGAAGCCGUCCAGCGAAGUCCCCUGUUUCAGCAUUUUGGCGAAACUCUUUCUGGCGUUGUGACCAUUCGGGCCUAUGGUGAUGAAUCGCGAUUCAUUCAAGAGAGUCAUACUCGGGUGAAUACUCACAAUCGGCCAUUCAUUUACCUGUGGGCCACCAACCGGUGGCUCGCAUUCCGAAUCGAUAUUGCCGGCGCUCUCGUCUCGUUCUUUUCCGCGGUAUUUGUGGUUCUAAAUGCAGGCCGCAUUGAUUCAGGAGCUGCAGGAUUGGCCUUGUCGUACGCUAUCACAUUUACCCAAAACGUUCUCUGGCUUGUCCGGCUAUAUGCGGCCAAUGAACAGAACAUGAACGCCGUUGAACGUCUGCAGGAGUACAUCAACGUCGAGCAAGAAGCACCAGCGACUAUACCGGAAACAAAACCUGCACCUAAUUGGCCAAGCCAAGGGUCCGUCCAUUUUGUCGGCUACACGACGAGAUAUCGUCCUGACCUGGAACCGGUUCUCCGACAAGUCACCUUCCACAUCCAGGCCGGACAGAAAGUAGGGAUUGUUGGCAGAACUGGCGCCGGAAAGAGUUCCCUGGCCCUCGCUCUGUUCCGGGGACUCGAAGCCGAAGAUGGCAAAGUUCUGAUUGAUGAUGUUGAUAUUGGACUCAUUGGUCUCCAAGAUUUGCGCGAGGCUAUCACUGUUGUUCCGCAGGAUCCGACUCUUUUUACUGGCACAUUGAGAAGCAACUUGGAUCCGUUCGAGCUCUUUACCGACGAAGAAAUUUUCACGGCCCUCCGGCGAGUUCAACUUAUCUCUGAGGCAUACGGAAGCUCAGACCGGUCAGGAGUGACAACACCUUCCGAAACAACCAGCAGAUCGCCUACCCUCCGGGAGAACUCGAGCCCUCCCGAGAGUCACACCUCGCUCUCGGCCAACGGAACCGUCACGUCCGAAUCGACACUGGUCCGUUUCGCAGCUAAUACAAAGGACAACAAAAGCAUCUUCCGAGACUUAUCCUCGCCGGUGGCUGAAUCGGGCUCAAAUCUGUCCCAAGGCCAACGACAAUUAUUGUGUCUCGCCAGAGCUUUGUUGAAGGCCCCGAAGGUGCUAGUCAUGGAUGAGGCAACCGCGUCGAUUGAUUAUGCAACGGAUUCGAAGAUCCAAGACACUCUGCGAGAACUGAAAAAUAACACGAUCUUGACCAUUGCCCACCGGUUGCAGACCAUCAUUGAUUACGAUCGUGUCUUGGUGUUGGACAAAGGCGAGGUGGUGGAAUAUGCCGAACCAUGGGAAUUGAUUCAAAAGAAGGGUGGUCAUUUUCGAUCUAUGUGCGAGACCAGCGGUGACUUUGAAUCGCUGUAUGAGUUGGCAAAGAAGGCGUGGCUGGAGAGGAGAUUGAUUGAUGACUCCUGA
This is a messenger RNA of Rhinocladiella mackenziei CBS 650.93, 5049 nucleotides long. RefSeq lists its product as uncharacterized. Gene Ontology annotation, molecular function: ATP hydrolysis activity; ATP binding; ABC-type peptide transporter activity. Bases 1 to 5049 code for a protein of 1682 amino acids. NCBI's taxonomy places the organism in Eukaryota, Fungi, Ascomycota, Eurotiomycetes, Chaetothyriales, Herpotrichiellaceae. Gene Ontology annotation, biological process: transmembrane transport. Gene Ontology annotation, cellular component: fungal-type vacuole membrane; fungal-type vacuole. The transcript is spliced from 2 exons. The record is from RefSeq and is a predicted model, not a curated record.